AUGCGGUCGCCGCCGCGCCUCGCCGCCGCCGCCGCCGUGCUGGCCUCGGCUGCGACGCUGGCCGCUGCCGCCGCGACGGACGCAGACCGAGCCUGUGCCGCGCCCCACGGCGCGCGCACCGAGGCGCUGGCGGUGCUGCCGCCGCGCCCGCGCGCGGAGCUGGAGGCCGCGGCCGAGACGGACUCUCUCGAGACCAGCUCCGCGACGGUGCUGCUGCAGCACGGCUGGCCCGUGCUCGCGUCGGCCGCGCCCCGCACGCCGGGGGAGCCCCCAGCGAGCCAGGCGCCCGGAGCCCAGCGGGUGCCACGUGGCGCAUGGCGCGGCGCGCGGCGCUGGCCCGCGCUGCCAGCGGCCUGGCGCGACCUCGUGGCUUCGGUCGCCAAGCGGUUGGCAACCCACGCGGGCGCGGGUGACAACCUCGGCAUCAGAGGCGAGAGCCCUGGGGUGCUGAGUGUCCUCAGCGGUGAAAAGGCCGCCGUGGAGGCGCACGACCCUGUGAUGAACCCCUCAAGCUUCUUUGGGUCUGCCCCACUCCUGGACUGGGCCAUUCUCGCCGUUGCGUGCGUGGUGCUCUUCGCCCUGGACUGGGCCGUGCUCCAGAUUUUGCCGAAUACAUUUGGCUGGUACGUCGCCCUGGUGGGCUUCUGGAUCGCCGUCGCGCUUGCCUUCAACAUCGUGGUUUGGAUACGGUUCGGCACUGAGGAUGCAGCAGAUUGGGCGAUGGGAUAUGGAAUCGAGUGGAUGCUCUCCUUGGACAAUCUGAUGAUGAUCCAGAUGAUCUUCAUCAAUAUCCGCACGCCCGUUGCCGAUUACCCAAAUGUGAUGAUCAUCGGCAUCGCCUGCUCCAUCGUCGCCCGCCUGCUGCUCUUCAUGAGCAUCGAGUGGAUGAUGGAACAUAUGGCGUGGAUCCGGUAUCCGUGUGCUGCAAUGCUGAUUUGGGUCGGCAUCCAGGGCACCAUCCCACAGGAUGAUGAACAUGUCGCCCUAGAGGACCUCGUCGUGGUCCGGGUUCUGAAGCUGCUGUUUGGCGAUUGCCUCGCGGCGGGCUACACCGCGGACGGAUCGGUAUUCUUGCGAGAAGCGUCCAGCGGCAGGUUCCAGGCUUCGCUGCUGCUGGUCGCCAUCCUGAUGAUCAUGUGGAUCGACACCGUCUUCUCGGUGGACAGCGUGGCCGUCAAGGUGACCCUGAUCACGAACGGCUACGUCGCCUUCAGCUCCAGCGUGCUGGCCAUGUUCGGCCUCCGCGCGAUGUUCUUCGUCCUCGCCGUCCUGCUGCAGAAGUUCGAGCUCCUGCAGUACGGGCUGUGCGUCAUCCUCAUCCUGGCCAUCUUCGUGGCGCUGGAGAUGAUCCUGUCCCCGUGGGUCGACAUCACGACUGCCAGCACCUUCCUGGUGAUCGGGGCCGUCUUCAUCGUCUCCAUCGCGGCCUCGCUCCUGGAGUGCAAGGGCCGGCCGCCCAGGGAGCCGCCCCCGGAGGGGCGCUGA
Molecule: messenger RNA, 1485 nt
Organism: Prorocentrum cordatum
Lineage: Eukaryota; Dinophyceae; Prorocentrales; Prorocentraceae
Source: the annotation of a GenBank genome assembly